Messenger RNA from Suillus clintonianus, 637 nucleotides. RefSeq lists its product as uncharacterized. The record is from RefSeq and is a predicted model, not a curated record. The transcript is spliced from 2 exons. Bases 1 to 318 code for a protein of 105 amino acids. NCBI's taxonomy places the organism in Eukaryota, Fungi, Basidiomycota, Agaricomycetes, Boletales, Suillaceae.
AUGCAACUUUCUGUGCUCUUUAGCGCGCUUGUGUCUUUCGUCAUUCUCGCCGCAGCGUCACCCACGGCUGAGAAACUUUCCUCUAAACGAGAGGAACUUGAAUCCAAGUUCGUGGACUACCAGGAGCGCGAGGAACUUAAUAUUGUAGUCGGGACCUACCACAAGCGCGAGGAGUUGGAGGACAAGUUCGUGGACUACCAGGAGCGCGAGGAACUUAAUGUUGUAGUCGGGACCUACCGCGAGCGCGAGGAGUUGGAGGACAAGUUCGUGGACUACCAGGAGCGCGAGGAACUUAAUAUUGUAGUCGGGACCUACUAGUACCACAAGCGCGAGGAGUUGGAGGACAAGUUUGUUAGAUAAGUAUGCAGUGAAAUGAAAAAUGGUACCAACUACUAUCUACCAUGUCAUGGAUCGGUACACCUUGAUUUCUUGGAUUCGAGCCACUGGGAACUGGAAACAAGCCUUGUUUGAUAUCAUCGUCUUCGGUGAUCUCAGUGAGCAUCUGAAAGAUGAGUUCUUCAGAUACCUGCCUGCAGAAUGAUUCACUCGCCUGUGUGGUACGAGGCUAAAUUAACGGGAUCGGCGGGAACGAAAUUACUCGAGGACACCGGGGAAGAAUUUUGACAUAGUAGACUCG